Messenger RNA from Dreissena polymorpha, 686 nucleotides. RefSeq lists its product as uncharacterized. Lineage: Eukaryota; Metazoa; Mollusca; Bivalvia; Myida; Dreissenidae. Bases 1 to 519 code for a protein of 172 amino acids. The record is from RefSeq and is a predicted model, not a curated record. The transcript is spliced from 6 exons.
AUGUUACUUUGCACUGAGGAAUUGGUUCAUAUAUUACUGAAGCACUGUAGAUUGAAGGAACGGGAACACAUACAGAUUGCUACAAUUGAAAGUGCAGAACUCCAGGAAUUACAACAAACACUGACGAGGUUAACCACAGAAGAACAGAAUGCAACGUAUGGAAACAGACGCUUACAAAUAUCACGAAAUAACACUGAAAAUGAAGACUGCAAACACAGACUUUGCCUCACGGAAACUCAACAAAUCAAGUGUAAACACUUUCUAGAUACCUAUAGCAUAGAUAUGGAAACGUUCCAAAGAAUUAACAAGCAGUUGGUGGUGUUAUUACAUAUUAUUGGACAAUAUAUUGAAAUUUUUCAGGAUGAAGAGGUAUCCUUAAAAGAGCUGUUGUUCCUGUCAAAAACAUACGCAAUUACCUUGUCACGUAAACAAUCCUUUCCCGAUUUAAAGACAAAACUAGACAACAAAUGGGACGAUUUUACAAAGCAUGUUCGCGAUCUGGAAGCAGAUGGUCCUUAGAGCAGCACGUGUAUGCACACAUAUAGCCUUGAAAGCGAUAUUCGACAUUUGUAAUUUAUAUGUGCAUACACGAAGAUAAGUGAUCUAGUGAAAAAACAUAAAGUUAUAAUUAUGUCUAGUUCGUUGUAGUGGAUUAUUUAUUUUUAUUUUAUGCUUUCCGAUGGUUU